UGCUGACGCCACCCGCGUCGCCGAGGACCCUGCCCGGCUCUCCAUUGCAGCCGCCGCCGCCACCUCCGCCUCUGUUCAACCUUGGUCUUCAGCGCCCUCUUCGGCGUCCCCUUCUCCUGUGAGGUGGCCGCUGGUUCUCUCGUCGCCAUGACCUUGUUGACUGCCAGCAGUAGGGCGGCCGCGCGCCUCUUGGGGGCCAAGAAUGCAUCAUGUAUCAUAUUUGCCGCUAGACAUGCCAGUGCCUCCACGAAUCUGAAAGAUGUUCUCACAAACAUGAUACCCAAGGAGCAAGCAAGGCUUAAAGGCUUCAGGCAACAAUAUGGCAGCACGGUCAUUGGUCAAAUAACUGUGGAUAUGAUCUAUGGUGGUAUGAGAGGUAUGAAGGGGUUAAUAUAUGAGACUUCUGUGUUGGAUCCUGAUGAGGGUAUCCGUUUUCGAGGCUAUAGUAUUCCUGAGUGUCAGAAGCUGCUGCCCAAAGCCCCUGGAGGUGCAGAGCCCCUGCCUGAAGGGCUGUUUUGGUUGCUGGUGACAGGAGAGAUCCCCUCCCAAGAACAAGUGAAUUGGGUCUCUCGAGAGUGGGCCAAGAGAGCAGCUCUUCCUUCCCAUGUGGUCACCAUGCUGGACAACUUCCCCACCAACCUUCACCCCAUGUCCCAACUCAGUGCAGCCGUCACCGCCCUCAACAGCGAGAGUACCUUUGCCCGCGCCUAUGCCGAGGGAAUCCACCGGACCAAGUACUGGGAGUUCAUCUACGAGGAUUCCAUGGACUUGAUUGCCAAGCUGCCAUGUAUAGCUGCAAAGAUCUACCGCAACCUGUACCGUGAGGGCAGCAGCAUUGGCGCCAUAGACCCUGCCUUAGACUGGUCACACAACUUCACCAACAUGUUGGGUUAUAGUGAUCCAGAGUUCAUCGAACUCAUGCGGCUCUACCUCACCAUUCACAGUGACCACGAAGGUGGGAAUGUUAGUGCCCACACCAGCCAUUUAGUGGGCAGUGCCCUUUCGGACCCUUACUUGGCUUUUGCUGCAGCCAUGAACGGUCUGGCCGGGCCUCUCCACGGUCUUGCAAAUCAGGAAGUGCUGGUAUGGCUGACAAACUUGCAAAAGGAGCUGGGCGAGGAUGUGUCAGAUGAGAAGCUGAGAGAUUUCAUAUGGAAUACCUUGAACUCUGGCAGGGUGGUUCCCGGCUAUGGUCAUGCAGUUCUAAGGAAGACUGACCCUCGCUACACCUGUCAGAGAGAAUUUGCCCUCAAGCACCUUCCCAAAGAUCCCCUCUUCAAGUUGGUGGCUCAGCUGUACAAGAUUGUUCCUAAUGUGCUGUUGGAACAGGGCAAGGCCAAAAAUCCUUGGCCCAAUGUGGAUGCACACAGUGGAGUCCUCUUACAGUACUAUGGCAUGAAGGAGAUGAACUACUACACGGUCCUGUUCGGCGUCUCUCGAGCCCUCGGUGUUCUGUCUCAACUCAUCUGGAGCCGGGCGCUUGGCUUCCCCUUAGAGAGACCCAAAUCUAUGAGCACGGAUGGGCUGAUGGUUCUUGUAGGUGCCAAGUCUGAUUAAAACCAAGGAUGUGGCAGGGAGUAGCUAUUAUGGGAAUGGUCAAAAUGAUGCAACUUUUUGGUUUUGUUCAAAAGGGCCUUGACAGGAUCUUUCCUUUGGAGGCACUGACCAUCACAUUUUCAGGUUAUUUAUGGGAUAAAUUCAGCUGAAACUAGAAACGUAUCUCCCCACCCCCACCCCUUCCAAUUACCUCUUAAUACCACCAAAAGUUAGUUUAGACUCUCAAGUGCAGGGCCCAGGGCAGUUCUUCCCAACCUGAGUUGAUAUCCCAGGCCAGAGAGUGGGUUGAUUUCUAGUUCUGGUGUUACUACUUCAUUGCCCUGUGUUGCUGGCCAGGAGCAGAGGAUACUUCUCCAUUUAACAAUCAUGUUGUAUCACAUGCUGCUUUUAUAUCAGCUGGAUCACCAUUUCCCCUCCGUGCAGAGAGCUUCUGCGUUCUGAACAAUGUCCUCUUUUUCUAUGCCAGCUUGGAACACUGUGAGGAGGGAAGGGAGGUUCUUGCCCCCCUCGUAUGCUCAGUCUCCUGCUCCCUGCGUGUUGUCAUAUGCUCCCUUCCUCUCUGCUGUAAAACAGCAGGAUUUGUGCUCUUAAAGGCAGAGCAAGGUAGGCUGCAGCUCCCCAAUCCUUGUCUGUGCUCAGUAGAAGAGUAAAACUUACUCCCCUUACUUAUCUGAGGGGCAGUACUACUCUUCCCCCAUGCCAGCUGCCACAGCAACUGAUUGUCCCAAUUUGUACUGGCGCCCAUUCAACACCCCCAUUCCCUGUCCUUGGGAGACUGUUCUUUGUUGCCAAAGGCAGAAUUCUGGUGAACAUCUGCCAGGCACCGAAAUCUCCCGAUCCCCUCCUGUUUAGCCUAAAGGGGGAUAAGGCACAGGACGCUUGAAGCAAGUGCCUUCUCCCUCUGUGUUUUGAUUUCAGUGUUGGUGCUGUGGUAUUGAAAAGGUGGGGUUGUCCAAAUCUUAGUGGAUGAUAUUUGGCAACACGUUUGUUUCCCAGAACGUCAGCCAUGGUGAUAACUGCCACAGAGAGCUCAGCGGGCUAGCCGUAACUUGAGCAACGGUGGCAAAGAAUACAACCUGUCUCCUGGCCUCCUUUCCUUGCUAGAAAGGACUUCAUACACUCCUAUUUUUGUUUUGUUUUUUUUUCUGUGUGUUUGUGUGAAAUCCCUUGACCCCCUUAAACCACAAAAAAAGGAAAGAAACCCCACUCUUUAAGGCACAGUGUACUUGGCUGUGCGAGCAUCUGCAUCCUGUUGCAAACUUCAGGUGGUUCUGUACAAACUGCAAAAUAAAUGUUUUUAUUAACAAGUUACAGAA
Sphaerodactylus townsendi is the source of this 2873-nucleotide messenger RNA. It is a transcript of the gene CS, whose product is annotated as citrate synthase. Gene Ontology annotation, cellular component: mitochondrial matrix. NCBI's taxonomy places the organism in Eukaryota, Metazoa, Chordata, Lepidosauria, Squamata, Sphaerodactylidae. Gene Ontology annotation, biological process: tricarboxylic acid cycle; carbohydrate metabolic process; citrate metabolic process. Bases 148 to 1557 code for a protein of 469 amino acids. The record is from RefSeq and is a predicted model, not a curated record. The transcript has 11 exons.